Messenger RNA from Ailuropoda melanoleuca (giant panda), 3343 nucleotides. Its product is annotated as KIAA1586 ortholog. The record is from RefSeq and is a predicted model, not a curated record. Lineage: Eukaryota; Metazoa; Chordata; Mammalia; Carnivora; Ursidae. The transcript has 2 exons. Gene Ontology annotation, biological process: protein sumoylation. Gene Ontology annotation, molecular function: SUMO ligase activity. Bases 1220 to 3343 code for a protein of 707 amino acids.
ACCAUGAGAUCAAGAGUCACCCGUUCCUAGAUUGAGCCAGCCAGGAGCCCCCCCUAUUGCCUUUAAAUGGUUCCAUAGAAAAAAAACAGUAAUAAUUUAAUUCUACUUUAUUUUAAAGUAUAUUUUAUACUCAGAGAUGGAAUUUACUUCCCUUUGUAACCCCAUCCUAUGCUGGGCUCCACCAGUACCAUUCAGUAAAGGUGAAAUGCUGCUGGGUACAGUUCUCUGCUUGAAGGUUCUUCAGAUAUAAAAAGUUACUACUUGAUGUAUUGUGGAUACCUUAGUCUUCCUAUAAAUCUCUUUCUAGCCUUCAGCCUGCAUUAUAGCACAGUGUCCUCUUUGUGUUCUGCCAUAUACAUCUAUGCUUGCAUGUAGCUAAAUAAACACAAUAUGUUGAAAGAAAGGAAUGAUAAAAAUGUGUAGGUACAAAAAGAGCCCUUUCCUUUGAUAUAAAUUUUAUUGUAAUACACAUACAGAAGAGUGUACUUCCUGAUUGUUCUUCUGGACUUCACUCUAUUUUAGUACUACAUUACUAUUGUCUGGAUUAUCUUGUAGUCUUCCGCACUCCAUACUUUCCUAAUCUUGAACCACAGCUCUCAUGUUCCCAUCUCAGCACUAUUGAUUGGUUCAUUUACUUAUAGAAUAAAACCUAGGUUUUUGACCCAGGUACUUAGGGCCUGGUGUAUUGUGUAGGUAGUAUAUAUGUAAAGAAAGAGCUGAGAAAAUCAGGGCUUGAUGUUUGCUUGUGUAAGGAUAUGGAGGAUAAAGCAGAGCUAUUCAAGAACUCUGUGAUUUUGAGCUUAGAUAUCUAAAAGAUUAUUGAUAGUCAUCCAGUUAAAGAAUAUAGUACCAUGAUGUGUCUUUUUAAUACUGUCCCUGUACUAUUUUCCAUUUCCAAAGGAAUCCACAUGGCUUUAUUCCUCUAUGUAGACUUAGUUUCUCUUUGGGUUUUCUUGUCAUUACUUAUUCAUCUACUCUGAAUCUUUUCCUGUGCUGCUUUUGUUUCUGAUUAUUCUGUGCCACUAAGGAGGAAGUCUUACUAAUUCCAAUUACAACUUAUUGUAAAUGCAAGUUUGGUUUGAAUGGUUUUCAUGCCUUGUAAAUUUGCUCAAUUCCUUUUUAGGAAGGACGAUCAAAAUGUGUUCUUGAAUGCAUUGAUCUGGUCUGUGGUGAUAAGGAAGAGCCUAGCACCUGUCAUAGUGAUACUCUGUUCCCUAAAAUGCCAAAACGACAGGGAGAUUUUUUGCGUUUUUUAAAUGUGAAGAAGGUGAAAACAGACACAGAAAAUAAUAAUAGCAAAAAUCAUUGUGGAUUGUCUAAGUCAAAGGAAUCAAAUUUCAAAUAUGUUCAACAACCAAUCAUUGAAGAAAAUCCAUCAUGUUCAUCAAAGGAAGAAACAGAUAAUCUUGUGCUUCCAGAUUGUUGGAAUGAAAAACAAGCAUUUUUGUUUACAGAACAGUACAAAUGGCUUGAAAUAAAAGAAGGUAAAUUAGGAUGUAAGGAUUGUUCAACAGUUCGACAUUUGGGAUCGAAAGCAGAAAAGCAUGUCCAUGUGUCUAAGGAAUGGAUUGCAUAUUUAGUAACCCCUAAUGGCAGUAAUAAAACUACUAGACAGGCUUCUCUGCGGAAAAAAAUUAGGGAACAUGAUGUUUCUAAAGCCCAUGGUAAAAUUCAGGAUUUGUUAAAGGAAUCAGUUAAUGACUCAGUUUCUGAUUUAGUGCAUAAACAAAAUAAUAAAAAUAUUGAUGCUACUGUAAAAGUUUUCAAUACUGUUUACAGUUUAGUAAAACAUAAUAGACCUUUAUCUGAUAUUGAGGGGGCAACAGAAUUACAAGAGAAAAAUGGAGAGGUCAACUGUUUAAAUACACGAUACAGUGCAAUAAGAAUAGCGGAACAUAUUGCAAAAGAAAUGAAAAUGAAGAUAUUUAAGAAUAUUAUAGAAGAGAAUGCCAAAAUCUGCAUCAUAAUUGAUGAGGCAUCUACAGUUUCAAAGAAAAGCACUCUAGUGAUUUAUCUCCAGUGCACAGUUCAGUCUGCUCCUGCACCAGUUAUGUUAUUUGUUGCUUUAAAAGAAUUGGUGUCAACCGCGGCAGAGUUUAUUUUUAAUACAAUAUUGAGUUCUUUAAAUGAUUGUGGCGUUACUAAUGAGUAUUUGAAAGCAAAUUUAAUUGCAUUUUGUUCUGACGGUGCUAAUACAAUUCUGGGAAGUAAGUCUGGAAUAGCUACAAAGUUGUUAGAAAAUUUUCCUAAAAUCAUUAUUUGGAACUGUUUAAACUAUCGAUUGCACUUGUCACUUGAUGAUUCAAUAUCUGAAAUAAAACAAGUUAAUCAUUUUAAACUAUUUCUUGAUAAAAUUUCUUCCAUUUAUCACCAGUCUAAUAAAAAUCAAAACAAGCUUUUAGAAGCUAUAGCUAAAGAUCUUGAAAUAGAAAUUAUUAAAAUUGGCCGGGUAAUGGGACCAAGAUGGGCAGCAUGUAGUUUACAAGCUGCUACUGCUGUAUGGCACGCAUAUCCUGUAUUAUAUACGCAUUUUUCUAAUUCUUGCUCUAGUUUGGCAAAGAGAUUAGCUAACAUUCAUUUUUUGCAAGACCUUGCUUUAAUGAUUGACAUUCUUGAAGAAUUUUCAUUACUUUCAGCUGCAUUACAGUCCAAAUCAACUAACAUUCAGAAAGCACAAAAAUUUAUCAAACGCACCAUAAGAGCUUUGGAAGAUUUAAAAAUUGGUACUGGAAAGCACGAGUCUCAAAUUGAAGGUUUGAUUAAGUCAGAUAAGUUUAAAGAUAUUCCAUUUAGUAAAAAUAAUAAAUUUAAUGCUCUUCCUAGGAGUAUGUUACUAGAAAAUAUAAUUGAACACAUGCAUUUACGUCUUAUAUCUGACAGAAACCAUGAUGAAAGUAUUUUUAAUUAUUUUGACUUGCUGGAACCUUCUACAUGGCCUUAUGAAGAAAUAACUUCACCAUGGAUAGCUGGUGAAAAAAAAUUAUUUCAUCUAUGUGAAAUUUUAAAAUACGAAAUUGAUUUGAAUGAUUUUCGGGAAUUUGUAAAUAAUAUAAAAUCAAACAAUGUUCCAAUUCCUACAACUAUACAAAAAGCUAAAAAGAUAGUUAACACUAUUGCAAUCAAUAAUGCUGAAGCUGAAAGAGGUUUCAAUUUAUUGAACAUAAUUUGUACAAGGGUGAGAAAUAGUUUAACAAUAGAUCACAUAUCAGAUCUAAUGACAAUAAAUUUAUUGGGGAAAGAGUUAGCAGAUUGGGAUGCAACUCCAUUUGUAAAGUCCUGGUCAAAUUGUAACCAUAGGUUGGCUACAGAUACAAGAGUUAGGCAAAAAUCAAGUUGGGUAUGA